CAAAAUAAUGUUGUAAUUCGGAAAUAGUUUUUUUUUUUAAAUAUAUUUUUUUAUUAGAUAUGUGGUCUUAUGAUUUUGAGACGAAAUAUGACCCAGACGUGCUCUUAACAGGCUUUGUGAGCUUCACCCACCUAUAGUCUAGAAGAUUAGUGUAUAUUUAUGCAUGAGAAAAAUGAGAGAAUCCGAAUCCUCUAGCAGAGGCUGAGCGUCGAAUGUGCGCAUGCGCGCUGCUGACUCGCCGUAAUCCUCGCUGUGCUGAAGAGAAACAGGAUGAAUUAAGGACCGAAUCAAAUAAAUAGCCGCAGCAUAUGCAUGCACAUCAGACUGCGCUUUAGACGCACGCAUGCUGUCAUCAUGAGUCCCGCGAGGAGAUGCAUGAAAGCACCGCUGCAGUUUGGCUGCUGUGUGUGUUUAUGCGGUGCGCGACAGCAGCAGCAGCAUCAUCAUCAUCCGCUCCAGCCGAAUCAUAAGUGACCGAACCGGCACACGGAACCGCGCGGGACCCCAACCGCACCGAACAUCCCCGGACGGGAGCGUUUCAGCCGCAUGGAUCUGCUUAUAUCAUCCAUCCCGAUCCUUUUGACGCUCGACCGCAGCUGAGACCCACAUCGGACCGGAGAACCGGCGGAACCGGAGCGCUCAUGUCCUCACCGGGCCCGAGACCACUGCACCUCAUCCGAGCCUCUCUGCGCCGUUAAAUAUUCAUAGUCACGAUCUGAGUGUCAAACUUGAUACUCCGGUGUCUGGAGAGACAGAUGAGAACCUUCACAGCCAUUGCUGUCACGUUAUGAACAUCUGCAUGAGCUUUAGAUGAGACUCGGAUGAGAUGAGCAGCUGGAUCUGUGCAAGCAGGACGAGAUUCACUGCAGCACCUGCAGUCUGACCCGCUGAGGGCCUCCACUGGGCUGGAUGAAAUGUGACGCAUCGUAAUCCCAGUGACAGCUGCGGAAAGAUGAGCCACAGACAGACAGGGAGUGAGAGAGAGACAGGCAGCGAACAUGAUUAGAGGGACUGCGCCGUGACUCAAGCAGACGCAUAGAAAAACAAGACGGGAAUGGAGACUGGAAACUUUCUCGCUGCGUCAAAGUUCCUCUUUUAAUCCCGUAAACGGGGUGUUUUCGUCUCAAGUGCUUCAGUAAUGUGUUGUACCGCCAUCCCCAAAGUGUCGUCCUUCCUCUCAGGUGAGGUUACGGCAGGUUAAACGCCACCUGAGGCCCGUUGAGCCGAAGGGCCCACGGCCCUCGUGGAUCCUGUGAACGUUUUUAGACUCGCGUGAUCACAGUCACUUCCUGAUGUUGAUCUCUGGCAGACUAGAGGAGAUGUCUGACUUUCGGAACUGAGCCUAAGAAGCGUUGACCUUUGUGUUCGAGUGUAUUUAUGUGCAUGAAAGACAAACAGAGGGACGCAGCGUGUGUGUUUAUAAGUUGCUCGUGGCGAUGGGGAGUUCUGCGUCGUCUCUGACCACGGACAGGGAAUCAGAUCACGGGUUCGGUACGGCUUCGUUCCCGCCGGCCGCUCCGAUGGGCUGGCUCAGGACCAGCCACAGCAGUCCGGUGUGGGGAACCACUUUCAUCACACGCCAGCAGCAGCAACAGCAGCCUAUCCCACAUAGAGAACGCAGUCACUCUCAUUCUCCUGGUUCGAUGGCAGCCGUUGUGAGAAAUUCUGAUUGGUCAUGCGGGCGCUGCACGUUUCUUAACUCCAGCGGCUCUUUGCGCUGCUCUAUUUGUGAAGCUCCUCGGCAGAAGCCGGAUUUGAACCAUAUUUUGCGCCUCAGCAGCGCUGAGGAACCUCGCUGGUCCUGCCCGCGCUGUACCCUAACCAAUCACCAUGGAUUAGGUUCGUGUUCUGUGUGCGGAGCAGCUCCGGUUACGCCCAACGGACCCCUCCCACCCAAGCAGCCCCCGCCCACUCCAGUAGAGUCCGCCUCCAGCCCUGAAGCCAAAGGUCAGGUAGCCAAUGGGGAGUCCCGGUGCGCGGAACCCAACGGGGAGGUGUCUGUAGGAGGGGAGGGGUCAUCAGAGUGGGCGUGUCCUCGCUGUACUUUAGUGAAUACUCCAGUGGCGUUAUCGUGCUCAGCAUGUGGCGGUCCAAGGAAACUCUCUUUACCGAAAAUCCCUCCUGAAGCGCUAGUGGUUCCGGAAGUGCGCACACCUGUGGCAGGGUUUCCCACGCAAACGGCAGGAGCGUCCGCGCCGCUUCUCAUUGAUCUAACUGAAGAUUCUCCACCCCAAGCACCUUCUGAGACUCCGUCUCCACCCCCUGUCCCGUUUCUGCCUCCUUCCCUGUCGUCGCUUCAAAAUAACCCCGUGCCUCGCAGCAGAAGGGAAGUCCCGCCCCCUGGGCGGCCUCCAAAUCCCGCCCCCUCGCCGACAUCGCCCUCAACCUGCCCGCCUACCAAAACCAAGCCCCUCCCAUCAUCAGACAACUACCCAAUCAAGCGCCUCAGCGUGCUGGAGGAGGAGGAGCCUAACAACCCUGCACCUCCAGUCACGUCUCCGCCCUCUUGGAAGUGCCCCGGAUGCUCCGCCCCCACAGCGCCCCCCUCAUCAUCUGCCGGGCGCUGUGAUGCAUGUCGAGGGUCAAGGCCGGGUUCGUGCACCGACGUCAUCGACGUACUAGGCGAGUCGGUGCGAUUCACACCAGCCUCGCCAUCUAGUCCAGACUUCAGCUCGUGGGCGUGUUCCAAAUGUACGUUGCGCAACCCGACGGGCGCGGGCCACUGCACGGCCUGCGGAUCAUCCAAACUGCACGGUUUCUCCGAGCCAUCCAAUUGCUCGUCGUGUUCUCGGAAACAACCGCACUCCCACACGCGUGCCUUUACUUCCGCCUCCUCUUCCUCCGUCGCGUCCCCGUCGGCGCAGGACAAGAGCGCCUGUCAGUGGACGUGUCCUGCCUGCACACUGUUGAACGAAGUAAGGAUGAAGCAUUGCGCGGCAUGUCACACCCCGCAGCAGUACCUGAAUCAACGGAAAAUCGGGAAGCCGCUCAAACGCCGGGAGAGCAUGCAUGUGGAGGCUCGUAGACGCACGGAUGAGGGAGAGGCCAAGGAAUUGUGGGAAAAUAUCGUCAGCUUCUGUAGAGAGAACGCAGUGAACUUCGUGGACGACAGUUUCCCUCCCGGUCCGCGUUCGGUCGGGUUCCCCGAGAAUGACAGCGUCCAGCAGCGAAUCAAAAAGUGGCUCCGCCCUCACGAGAUUAACUGCAAUAACUUUAAGGAUCGUGGCGUGAAGUGGUCCGUGUUCAGGACACCCCGCCCCUCAGACAUACUGCAAGGCCUUCUGGGAAACUGCUGGUUUUUAAGCGCUCUGGCGGUGCUAGCGGAGCGACCAGAACUGGUGGAGCGUGUGAUGAUCACCAGAACCAUAUGUCAGGAGGGAGCGUAUCAGGUACGGCUCUGUAAAGACGGGACGUGGACGACGGUUCUGGUGGAUGACAUGCUGCCCUGCGACGAAUACGGAUUUCUGCUCUUCUCACAGGCUCAGCGGAGGCAGCUGUGGGUGGCGCUGAUAGAAAAGGCUCUGGCGAAGCUGCACGGCUCGUAUUUUGCGCUGCAGGCCGGUCGUGCCAUCGAGGGUUUGGCGACGCUCACUGGCGCCCCCUGUGAAAGUCUGAUGCUGCAGGUCAGCUCGACCAACCCACGGGAAGAGCCGAUCGACACGGACCUCAUAUGGGCCAAAAUGCUCAGCUCCAAAGAGGCGGGCUUUCUGAUGGGGGCGUCCUGUGGUGGCGGCAACAUGAAGGUGGAUGAUGCUGUAUAUGAAUCUCUGGGGCUUCGUCCACGACACGCCUACUCCAUACUGGACGUCAGGGAUGUUCAGGGCUACAGGCUGCUGAGAUUGAGGAACCCCUGGGGCCGCUUCUCCUGGAACGGCUCGUGGUCGGACGAGUGGGCCGACUGGCCGCAGCACCUGCGUCACGAACUCAUGGCUCACGGCAGCAGCGAAGGCGUGUUCUGGAUGGAAUAUGGAGACUUCAUUAAGUACUUUGAUUCGGUGGAUAUCUGCAAGAUUCAUCCUGAUUGGCAGGAGGUUCGUCUGCAGGGCUGCUUCCCCUGCCGGGCGAGUAAACCGGUGACUGUAACCGCCCUGACGGUCCUGGAGAGAACCGCGCUGGAGUUCGCCCUCUUCCAGGAGGGCAGCAGGCGUUCUGACACGGCCGACAGCCACCUGUUGGAUCUGUGCAUUAUGGUCUUCCGGGCCUCGUUCGGGAACGGGAAUAAGCUGGUCCUGGGCCGUCUGCUGGCACACAGCAAGCGUGCGGUGAAGAAGUUCGUAGGAUGUGACGUGAUGCUGGAGCCGGGAGAGUACGCGGUGGUCUGCUGUGCUUUCAACCACUGGCAGAUGGACCUGACGGGCACUUCAACACCAGUCUCCAGCCCCACAAAUGCUCGCAGACCCAGUCAGGAUUUCCCAGGGUACAUUUUGGCCAUUUACAGCUCCAGACAGGUGAUGGUGGAGCAGGUGGAGGCCACGUCCACCACACUCGCCGAUGCCAUCAUCCUGCUGACGGAGAACAAGGGAGAGAGACAUGAGGGUCGGGAAGGAAUGACAUGUUAUUACCUGACUCACGGGUGGGCGGGGCUCAUCGUCGUCGUGGAGAACCGUCACCCGAAGUACUACCUCCAUGUGUCAUGUGACUGUACUGACAGCUUCAAUGUGGUGUCGACCCGCGGCAGCCUGAAAACCAUCGACAGCGUGCCGCCCCUGCACAGGCAGGUACUGGUGGUCCUGUCCCAGCUGGAGGGAAACGCUGGAUUUUCCAUCACGCACAGACUGGCCCAUAGGAAAGCAGCGCAGGCGUCUCUGGGCGAUUGGACGUCUAGUAAAGCCACACACUCGCCCCAGCUCACACCAGACACUGACGGACUGCACAGACCGCGGCCGCUUUGACACACGCUUACACACGCACACACACACACACAUAGACACACUGUCCCAUCAUGAAACGACAUAGAUGAGUUCAGACCCGUGAUGAUGAUGAACGGACACGCAGGCACUGAGAGGGUCUGGGUGGAACUACUGAGCCAAUCACACGUCUGCUCGCUGAGCCAAGACCCGCCCACUGCAAACACACUCGCUCUGCGCAAGCACACGUGUGUCACGAUGAGCUGCACUCACAUCCCAUCCUGGAGUCCACCGUACGUCUUCUGUCAUCGGACUUUUCAGUUUCUUUACAUGCAUUUAUUCAGACGGCCAAUCUCACCAAAAUAUUUCACACGGCUCAUUUCACCCAGAAUUAAAAAGAAAAAAAAAGUUUUAAAAAGGAUUAAUGGAGCAUGUUUUUGGGACCAUUAUUAUCAUCAUCAUUAUUAUUAUUAAUAUUAUUAUUAAUAUUACAGUUUCAAUUAGUUUUAAACAUUUUUUUUUCAAUUUAUGACAAUUAAGCACAUUUUCUCUAUUCAUAUUACUUUUAAGACUCCUGAUUAUAUUAUUAUUGCCAUUAUAAUAAUAGUAAUUAUUAUUAUUAUAUAUUUUUUUUUUAUCUUACAGUUUCAAUUAUUUUUGAUGACAAUUAGGCAUAUUUGACCUCCUAUUCAUAUUACUUUAAGACUCCUAAUUAUAUUAUUAUUGCCAUUAUAUUAAUAGUAAUAAUUAUUAUUAUUAUUAUUAUUAAUUUUAGUUUCAGUUAUUUUUUUGAUGACAAUUAAGCACGUUUUCCCACCUAUUCAUAUUGUUUAAGACUCCUGAUUAUAUUAUUAUUGGCAUAAUAAUAAUAAUAAUAAUAAUUAUUAUUAUUAUUAUUAUUAUUAUUAUUUAAUAUUAUUUUCAGUUAUAUUUUUUCAUGACAAUUAAGCAAAGUUCCCCUCCUAUUCAUAUAACUGUAAGAUUCCUGUUUAUAUUGUUAUUAUUAUUAUUACAGUAAUAAGACAAUAAUCUUAAUAAUAAUAAUAAUUAUUAUUAUUAUUAUUAUUAUAUUUUCAAUUAUAUUUUUUCUUGACAAUUAAGCACAUUUUCCCUCCUAUUUGUAGAACUGUAAGAUUCCUGUUUAAAUUAUUUUUUAUUAUUACAAUAAUUAUAAUAUUUAUAAUAAUAAUAAUUAUUAUUAUUAUUAGCAUUAGCAUUAUUAUUGUUAAUAAUAAUAUUAUUACUAUUAUUAUGGUCACGUCCAGAAGCCAGAAUUUCAGGGGAAAAUGUGUUUAAUUGUCAUGGAAAAAAAUUAUUAUUAUUAUUAUUAUUAUUACAAUGUUCCCCUUCAGUUUUCUUUAAAUUCACAUUACUAUAUCUUUAUUUUUUACUUUCACAAUUUUUGUUAUUUAGGAUUAUCUUUACUAGAUUCUUAUUACAUGAAUACAGUAUUUUCCUGUAUUAUAUUCAAAGUAAAAAAAUAAUACUUAUUUUUUUUUAACCACAUUUAGGCAGUACAACCAAUGUUACAAUGCUAAUAUUUUUUAUAUAUAAUUAGAAAUGAAUUUAAAUAUUAUAUCAUAGUUUUUUUCUCAUUUCUAUAGAGUUGUUUUUUUUUUUGUUUUGUUUUUUUUUUCUGAAUUUGAGAUAAAAAUGUGUGUAAUUGUCACAAUGCAGGCCAAAAUACAGGUUUCAUUUCUUUAGGCAAAAUCUAUCUAGCCUUUCUUUAAUCUUCGGGUGAAAUGUGCCAAGAUCUCUACAUGUUUUGUGAGAUUUAAUGCCGUUCUGACAGCCAAUCAGCGUCCUGUUCUGUGGUCACAUGUUCUGUAUCAUGGGUAAUGUUACAACAAAUGGCGAUACUUGAUUUUAACGGAAGGCCACGUGUGGCAAAUGAGGGCUUUAUAUGUUUGAACGCACGUGGGAAGCAUCUUUUAAUUUAUUUAUGUCGCGUUUUAGUAAAGAAGCACAAGAGAAGCUGCUGAAUGAGAGCUGAUCUGCAAAGACUCAAAGGAAUGUUUUCACCUGUCUGGAUGUGAUCAGCAGGUUGAUCAUGUGUGUUGGACUAUCUGUGCACUGAGCGUCUCAUGUGUGUGUUUUUGUGUCGGUCAGUGUCUCCCUCUGUUGGUGUGUGUCGGUCUGAUCAUGUGACGUCACACACAUACACACAAACACACGUUCUGUCUUUCUUUUGUAAAUUGUACAGCGCUGUUCCCCUCUGCACAAUCCCAUCUCAAGUACUCGCUGUAAUUAUACAGAUUUCUGUCAGCCAGGAUUAUAAUAUGUAGAAUAUUUUAUUGAUUCUUGGACAAAAAAAAUGUAUAAAAGUUUAAAAUCUGUACGGUUCCUUUGCAAUCUCAGGUUCUGUUGGACCAAAUGACAAAUAAAGUUUUUGUUUUGUUUCA
Messenger RNA from Labeo rohita (rohu), 7249 nucleotides. It is a transcript of the gene capn15, whose product is annotated as calpain 15. The record is from RefSeq and is a predicted model, not a curated record. Gene Ontology annotation, cellular component: cytoplasm. The transcript is spliced from 13 exons. Gene Ontology annotation, biological process: proteolysis. NCBI's taxonomy places the organism in Eukaryota, Metazoa, Chordata, Actinopteri, Cypriniformes, Cyprinidae. Gene Ontology annotation, molecular function: calcium-dependent cysteine-type endopeptidase activity. The coding region runs from base 1437 to 4892 and encodes 1151 amino acids.